AUGACGUUCUGGUGGAAGAAAAGCCCUAAGACUCCUGGGGAUUAUGUGAAACACCUAACGGAGCAAUUGGCGAGGUUUGAACUAGCGGUAUCGGACAAUCGUAAAAAGAUCCAAGAUGAGUGUACAAAGUAUAUCACGGGUACCAAGGAUUUCAUCCUUGGCGAGACAGAUCCAGCACCGAGCGGUGAGGCCAUCGACGAGCUCUACUUCGCGAUUUACGAUGCAGAUUUGUUGUACGACCUACUAGUGCAUUUUCAUGAGCUUGACUUUGAGUCUCGCAAGGACGUGGCGUUGAUAUACGCGACGUGCUUGAGGCGAUCGAAGGACAACAAGUUCACCACAGUGGACUACUUGGUGACGAAGCCAAAAAUCCUCGCAUACAUGUUACGUAUUGCGGAAAUGGCGCUGAACAAACCCAAUGGUACCGAGGUAUUCCUCACGACGGGCGGUAUGAUUCUCGAGUCGAUUAAGUACGAGCAACUAUGUAGGUUGCUUCUAAAGAACCCUCAAAUUUGGACUUUUUUCGACUUUGCCCGUCUGAGUUCGUUUGAGGUAAGCACGGAGAGCUUGCAAAUCUUAACGGAGCUAUUCACCACUCAUACGAAGCUUGUGGCUACCGAGUUCUUCAACCAAGAUGCCAACAUCAAGAAGUUCAUUGACAGGAUCAAUAUGCUAAUGGCGCAUGGGAACUACGUUACCAAACGGCAGAGCGUGAAACUAUUGAGGACGAUGAUUCUUAAUCGGGCUUACGGUCAAUUAAUGAAUAGCUAUAUUAACUCGCCUGAAAAUUUGAAGCUAAAUAUGAUAUUGCUAAGCGACCGUUCCAAAAAUUUACAGCUAGAGUCCUUCAACGUCUUUAAAGUCGUCGUGGCUAAUCCUAGAAAAUCGAAACCAGUGCUGGACAUUUUAAUCAAAAACAGAGAUAAAUUAUUGAAAUUUUUUGAGAACUUUGGCGUAGAUACCAAAGACACUACAUUGUUGGAUGAAAAGGAGUUCGUUGUUGCUCAGAUUGAAGGCCUUCCACGGCUUAUGAGCUCAAAUACUGAAAAUAACUUAGGGUCCUCUCCGCAGAAAAACCUCGUUGCUUAG
Messenger RNA from Eremothecium gossypii ATCC 10895, 1089 nucleotides. It is a transcript of the gene HYM1, whose product is annotated as Hym1p. Gene Ontology annotation, molecular function: protein serine/threonine kinase activator activity. The transcript has a single exon. Gene Ontology annotation, biological process: intracellular signal transduction. Lineage: Eukaryota; Fungi; Ascomycota; Saccharomycetes; Saccharomycetales; Saccharomycetaceae. The record is from RefSeq and is marked provisional. Bases 1 to 1089 code for a protein of 362 amino acids.